Messenger RNA from Amoebophrya sp. A25, 2137 nucleotides. NCBI's taxonomy places the organism in Eukaryota, Dinophyceae, Syndiniales, Amoebophryaceae. The record is from the annotation of a GenBank genome assembly.
CUUGAAUUACUGAUUGAAGAUAAAAAGAUCAGAGUGACAACGAGCCAGGAAAAGGAGAGACCAUAGAGUUCUAGAGAGCAGCGACGAAAAAGAUCAUAUGGUAUAACUACGUAGUACGAAUAUAUACGAUAAGCACCAAGAAGAUCCAUCUUUCCCUAGAAUAAAGCAUCCAAGAAGCCCAAAAAUCCCACUCGCUCACUCAGACGAAAAUAGGGAUCACCAUUACAUUUUUUUAUUCCCAUAAGUAAAAAAGUCCAUAGUAUCCUCAUGCACUUGAUAUCCUGAAGAACAAUCAAAAGUCUAAUUACAUCAAUGAUUGAACAAUACAGGCGCAUUACAGCAGCUGGCAUCAUCUUUUGUUUUUAUGACAGUCAGUUUUGUUUCGUUGGGAAUUUCUUUGUUGAAAAAUUAUCUCUAAAGAUUGUCGGGGGUCAGUCUCCACCUCCAGCUUCUAUUAACUCGAUCGCUACAUGGAUGGAUUGCGUAGAAGUAAAACCUACAUUUUAAUUCUUUCCGCAUCCAUUCAUACCCCUUGUAGUUCAAAGGAUGGCUGUACUAGAUCACAUGGUCGUUGCUGAGACGAGCAGCAAAGCUCGAGUCCGCGGAAGGUGGGGAAAACGUGCGACUGAUGCUGCCGCGAAUCGAAAUACCGAGCCUGCUGCUGCUGCACCAAAUUCAGAAGGUGUCAAUACCACAAAUGGGAAUGGGACCAUCAAGAAGACAACAUUAUCUUCGCACUCACACGACCAGCAGGAACAGAAACCGAAUGUAGUACAAUCACAAGCACGACAGGGACAGCGACAUAAUUCAUCUUCAGGCCAAUCAGUAGGCGCAUUGUACGCCAAUGAGCUAUUCGCGUCGAAUUUCGCCCACGAACAGGAGCAGAUGUACACGGCGGCUAACCGACAGAGUUUAGCUAACCUCUGUGCCACAUCAACAGUUCAACUUCCCUCUAAAAGGAUUCAGCAGAUUGAGCAUGAGAAGUUCCUCCGCGACGCCUCAUUCUUGGACCAUAGCUGCAUUUACAUACCAAGUUUUCUUCAAACGCAAGCGGCGAACAGCAGUUGUAGUAGGAGUUCAACAUCUUCGAGUUGUGGAACAGCUAGCUCAAUGAUUGCCAAUGGUGCCACCACUAGUACCACCUGUUCUUCUAGCUCAACAUGGACGAAGACGAGUGGUGGUGGGACUUCCCUCUUCAACCUUCUGAUGCGUGAACUCGGACCUCUCUUUCAGGAUAGUCCCUUUCGCAGAUCUCGGCAUCCCGCAGUCGUUGACCCGAAGCUCUUAGAGGAGCACUCGCCAACCUACGUCUUCAUCCGAGAUGAACUCGUAAGAAAACGCUUCCCAUCUUUGAGGGUAGGGUAUAGCAUUGCGAAUUUGUACCGCUCCGGGAAAGAUUCGACUGAUAUGCACCGGGACCACUUUUCGAAGGCAGAAGAUAAAGAUAAAGUUGCUCUUUCUGUUGGAGAAGAAUCUUCUGUAUCUGUUGGGGAAGAAUCUAGAAAUACAGAUUCUACAAAUACAACCAAACGAAAAGAAGCAAGACCAGUUCCAAACAAGCAGCAGGACGAAGACCACAACGUAACUAUAGGCAUUUCCUUAGGCGCCACCCGAACUCUAGCCUUUAAACACUUGAAGACUGGUCGUAGCUUCUCCUUUCCCCAGAACGACGGCGAUCUAUUCGCUUUUACGACGCCAGUAAACAGUGCCUUUCAGCAUGCGAUACCACUAGAACCGCAUGUUGCGGGGCCACGGAUCAGUCUCAUCUUCUGGGGCCGUGUGGAAGAUGAGAAAUUGAUGUGAGAUGGCACAAAGAAUUUGCGGUAGGUUGUUCCAUGUGGAAGAUGAUGUUGAGAAAUUGAUAUGCGUAUGAGAUGAUGUUACAACAAGCCGCACAAUCACUUCCAACGAGAUGCCGAUGAUUCUUUACAAAUAUGAAUGGACAGCAACCCCAAAUCGUCGACCCUCAACCUUCGUCCCCAUUCCAACGAACUGGUAUUGUUGUAUAUCGAAAACCAAAUCACUUGUAAGCUUCAAUUAUCAUUUUGCGUCGUAAUGCGUGCUGCAAAACCUUGAUUUAUGUGCUCCGAUUCAGUAAUUUUCGAGAGCAGUGUUAUAUGAGCACGAUCACGAUGAU